GGAAAUAAAUCGGCAACUGGAAACUCUUAAAGGCCGGGGCCCACCAGCUGACUCGAGCCAGCCAGAAUCUGCGAGUCCAGCCGAACUGGAGUCAUUGAAACAGUCACGUUUUAGCAGUCUACGUGUAAGGUGUGCAUCUCUUUGCCUCCCGCUUCUCGUCAGUCGAUCUUGUAAACAAAAUGAAUGACGAUGUUUAAGUUUGAUCAAUCCAAAUACAUUUUAUGUUAUAUUGUGUAAAUUGAUAGAAUUCAACCGGUAUUGUCGACCGUGAUUUAAAGAAAAUGGUUUAAGGGAACUAUAGACUGUUGUUUUCCUCAAGAGCAGCGGGAAGGGAAGAAUAAAACCCGUCGGUCGAGUGAUCGACUUCGUCAGGAAAAGGUGUAGGCGCGUCUGUGAUUCCAGGAUUAGCCAUCAGAUAUCAGACCACCAUCUUCUGCUCUGCCCAAGAGAUAUCAGAGGGCUCCCGCCUCCCCUGGAUAUUGCUGACGACGCCCCUAGGUUAAGAACCACUGAGCUAAACCUAACUUCUGAGGGUCCACAUCAAACUUCUCGACCCAUUCAGCACUACAGCUUAAACCAGGGCCUUUGCAGACACAAAAAUGGAACCAUCCCGUCAUUUUCAAAGACUUGGAAGGAGGACUGCUCAUCGUAUAUGUCCCAGAUGUUGUUGCUACUCCUGAACCAUCAUGAACUUCGGCAACAACGAGGACCUCGUCAUUUUAGACACAACUAAGUACUUCUGGAUCACGUAAUGUCGAUGGGCUGGGGAGGCAUGGUGGUGGGACCUGGAUGGUGGGGUGCAGGUGGGAGCAACAAGACAGCAGUCCAGCUGCUACAGGAAAGUAAAUCCCGUUAUGUCAAAAGCGACCAUGUCCUGGGCACGCGUCAGUCGCCCGCGAGACCUGAACGUCUGCAGAUAUCUUCAAACCCGAAUAUAUUUCUUAGUGCUCCAUCACAUACACUCCACGUAUCACGGCCAUCACCAGCUCCAGAAAGGCGUCAUGCCCUAGGAGAUCAGAGUAAUGUUAUCAAUUCCGGAAUAUCGCCAUCACGUCCAAUGCCCCCUUCAGGCCCCUCUUCCUUGGGUGCACAGCCUCCACCAUUGCCUGCUCGCUCACCCCGUGUGACACCACGCAUCAGAGGCCGAGGGCCGGAUGGGCAGAACUGUCGUAGUGGUGAUUUGAGGAGGUCUCUCUCUCAUGGUCCGGGUGACAAAGGGGAUGAUGUUCAAAUGAAAUUACGCCGCCUUCUUAAUACAGAUUCGAGGGAGAAUUUAGCAUCCCAUCUAACGUCACCCAGUGAAUCAAAUGCCAAAAUCCCCCCACCAACCCCACGAAGGAAUAUUAAGUCUUCUCCUUCGGGUACUUUUCGUGCUGAGCCUGCAACUGUCACUGCACAUAAGUCACUGCCUGACUUGAAUCGAGCAUCGUCACCUGCAGUGGAAACGGAUUCUGAAGGAGGUACUAGUGGACGUCGUCGCCCUUCGUGUCCAGGUGCAAUACCUUCAGUAUCUGUACCCCCAGAUCCUCCUCCUCGACCACCACGCAUGUUUCGUGACCCCCCUCCACCACCGGAACGUUCCCCUGAUAGGCCACCAGCAAGACCACCGCCACCUCAGGAGCACUGUACUCGGCAUCUGUCGCGUGCUUCUGCUUCUGCUGGAACACUCAUGCCAAAUGAUGGUCGCCGUUCUUCAGACAGUGAUGUGUCUGCUUAUGGGGCAGCUGGAAGUGGAGUUAGUAAUAGUGAGGAAGGUAGGAGGAGGCCCAUUCUAAGAUCAAGGUCUGACGUGACUCAUGAACGAGGACGAUGGGAUGAAGAUUUUCGUCCAUCCUUAGCCCCUUUGGACUUGGAAGCUUUCUUUGAGUCAAUGGGCUUAGACUCUGUCACGUAUCGUCAGGUCAAAUCUCCACCAGCGUCUCCUCAUUCACCUCCAGUAUAUUUUGAAGAAGUAUCUUCUGAAGAAUCUGGGCCACUUGGGGGCCGACGUGGUAGCUCAGACUCUGAUGAUGGGCGAAGAAUAUCGGGGCCAGGACCUGGGCCACCUUUGCCCCUAAGGGGAACUGGAGAGCCCUCUAUUGUCGAAAAAAAUGCACGUGUGAUUAAGUGGCUGUUUAACUGCCAAAAGGCACAGGGCACGUAUGUUUCACGAGUUGCUUCCACCAAGACUUAGCCAUAAUAUUGGCAUGCCCUAUAUAGUACUUACUAGUCUGCAGCCAUCUUUAAUUGUGGGUGGAAAAAGAGUGAUGUGAAUACUGUCAUUUGUUCGCAGUGUAUUGCUGUUUUUCCUCAUCUCCACAGUCUUUACUUGGCUGUUUUACUGUGAUAAUCUGUGCAACACCUCAUCAUUUUACUGUUCAGUCAGCCCUCUCUGAUCCUAUAGGUCAUAAGUCACCACAGUAUAAUUGAAGGGAUCAGCGGAUAUCUGGUAACAUGGAUGCUUCAUUUUUAGUUGUAAGAGAUUCAUAUUACAAAAUCAAAUAUACUGUUGUUGGAGUGGUGUUCACUAAUGAAAUAUUAAUCAUUCCAAGUAAGUUAGUUAUGUUGUUCACAACAGCUAUUUAACAGUGGUAUCACAAACUAUUUAUUUACUUAGUAAUGUCAUUUAAUGGCAAGUAGAUAGCACAGCAUUCCAAUGUUGCAUAGAUUCUGUAAUAAUCGGAUUUAGAUCAGGCCAUCAGUAUGUUUCAACAUCCUAAUAAUUGAGUUUAGUAUUGUCCUGAUUAGCUGUCACUCAAGUAUGGAUUUGCAAUUUGACUGUUUUGUGCAGUUCUUUCUACACUGUGAUGUAUUACGUAUAAUUUUCUGGUUAUAAAUCCAUUCAAAGGUGAAUUGAGUUAAGUAAUUAUGAAAUUCAUGAAAUGAGCUCACAGAACAGAAGUGAAAAUGUGCUUCAAGACGAUGUGGGAAUUGAAGUCUUUAGUGAUAGAAAAGUUGAAUGGAAAUGUACAGUCCAGAUAUAUUUGGUAGUUUUGUCUUUGUAUCUUUUUAUACAUGAUUGUGAAUAUGUUUAGCCUCAACUUUUUGGAGGACAGAAUCGAAUUUAUUGAUAGAUGUUCAUACAAAUUCGAAUAACAGAACCUUAAUACCUGGCUAGACAGGUUCACAGAGUGCUGAUCUCUGGUGAGAUGAGCUGAAUGGCAGUAGGAGGAACAAGGUCUCAUGUUGUUGAAAUUUAUAUUACUGUACAAUAUUCUUGGCUCAGACUCAUCUGAGAUGGACAGGUGUAGGGGUGCUGUUGUGAUGGCCAUCAGUAGAGAAAGUGGUAUUAUCCCACAUGAGAACAGGGCAUAUCUUGAGUGUCAGUAUUGUGACACCCUUUGUGUGCCGCUUCCCUUUUGUAGAUGAAACGUCCAAUAUUAAUCAACUGCUAAUGGAUGAAGGUAUUGGAAACAAAUAAUUUGUUGUUUAGCAAAACUUCAGUAUUCUCUGUACGUAUCUAAUUUUGAUUUAAGAAACCUAUAGGCAAGCCCUUUUAGAGAUCAGAUUUUUACACCAGUGGUCUGGUUAAACUGCCAUUACUGAUAUACUGGCAGUACCAAGAAGAGAACAUUUGACAAAUGAGACUUGAGGCUUACCCAUGGUAGUAUCAAGAGGAGACAUUUUUUGAUUUAUGAGACUAGUAGGUUAUCUUCCUAAUUGCCACACUGCUCAUUUAACCAGCAGAUUGGUAGUCAAAUUGUCAUAAAAUUGAACACUUUUAGUAAAAGCUAAGCUUUGGAGCCUAAAUGUGGAUUAAUAUUUGACAGGUUCUCAAAAAUAUUUGCUUGUUCAAAACAAAAAAAUUCUGCAUUACAUUCCUUAUUGUAUUUACUGUGAUUUUAUCAAUUUUACUAUUUUUUGUAGUUUUUCAUGGAAACUGAGUUUGCUAAUACUGUAUUUAAUUUAUUGUCAAUGUUAAGAGAACCAAUAUCAUAUGAACAUCACUUCAAAAUUUAACAUUUCUACAUUGGACACCGAGUAUCAUAAAUGUGUUUUUUUAUAUAAAUUUUUUGCCUAAACAAUAAUUGCUCAUUUCCAGACUCAAACUAGUCUUCAUGUCUAUGAAGGAAUUUUUAAGUUUUUUGUAACUCGAGUGAAAAUGUAAGAGAAAUGUCUCUCCCCAACAAACUAUUAGUAAGACUAGUUAAGUCUUUCCUGUGUUAUUUAAAGUCAUGUGAAUCCUAAGACUUAAAUCUGGAAAUAUUUUUGAUGGAGAGGUUGGACUAAUAAUGUUGUAAGACUUGAUAAUAUGAUUCAAACAACAAACUAAUGGAAGUGCGAACAAUCACUGCCCUUUGCCUUUGGAAGUACAUUUAUGUACCCUGUACGGUGAUUAACACUUAGGCUGUUGAAUUCAUACAUUUAUAGUAUUUUUAUAAUUCUGGAUGAAUACAGGAUUGUGAAAGGUCUUGAAUCUCUCGUUAAAGUAUUUAGUACUUAUGAGGAAUUUUGAUAUGUGCAACUGAAGUAUAAAGUGUUACAAGAGUCUAUUGACGACUCACUUCAAUUAUAGUGGAGUUUGUGCGUUGUUGACCUUUUUAAGUUAGGAUUAGCCAGGACAGACUGUCGGUAGCUUCCGUAUUCAUACCCGGUGCCCCACUGAUAACCAGCUAGUCAGAGUAGCCUCGGUCCCCUAAACUUUGUUACAUUCUUACCAAAAAUGUCAACGGGUACCAGAGUUGAAGCGUAUUUGGUUUUUGAGACACUUAAGUUAUAAGGAAUUCAAGUGCAUUAUACCCUUAUCUGUAGUUUGAUAUUGGUAUCAAUGGCAAACAUGACUUUCCUUCAUCCAAAAGGUAUAUAUUAUGGUACCCUUUGUCUGUGUUUCAUGUAGGCUCUAUGAAUAAGUUUAACACAGUACCAUAGAUGUCAAACCAAUAGCAUGGAUGGCUUAUGUAUCCAGAAAAUGCCAUGGUGAAAAAAAUAAAAGGGGUUCUAAACUAAAUAAAAGAUAUCAAAUGUUUUUAGGCAUUAGGUCCUCCUUAGUUUUACCAUAAGAGGUUACAGCUAGAUACAUGAACAUAGCCCUGCACUUAAUCCAAGUCUCAAAAGUAGUAGUAAUAGUAGGUUGCAGUACUGCUCGUUAGCAUCGUCAUGUUUUUCCCCUGUUCUCUCACCCCUUCGUUUAAACAGCAGCACUGAAUUACUUAGCAGUUGCAGAUAGGUGUUCUGUCUGUAUCCAUCCUUUGUUGACUGAUUCUUUUGCGAGUUACAGUAUUUUCAGGUGAGCUAUAUAAUAUACAAGUUUGCAAUCAUUUCUUGGCAGAUUUAACAUAGUUAAGAUAAAUGUCCCUGCAGACAGCUGCUUCAGAGUUAAAUAAUUGUGCAUUUGUAGGUGUCUUGAGUAGCAAAAUUUUAAAAGUACAAUUAUGCUUUUUAGGCACACACACUGGAUUUAGAAGUACUGUAUUAUGUCAAUCAUGGACAGGAAGUUUUGAGUACUACUGUAGAGAAAUUAGAGGGUGCCUAGUUUUUGUACCUCUCCUAACACUGGAUGCAUUAUUUCAGACUUUGAUUGCCUGAGUGGCAUCUGGACUGCUUUCUAGUUAUAUUGUAGCCAAAACUUAAAACCUUUCAUUUGGUACAAAAUAGCUUUAUUUGUUGUUCCAGAGUUCAUACAAAGACCCAGUAACUUGAGGUAAUUCAUGAAUGUUUGUCUAUGAUAUCACUGAUUGUUUAAAUAACCUUGGACAUCGAAGUGAGAAGGCACUUUUGCCAACGUAAACUUAACUAACCAAGCCAUUAUGAUUUCCAUCUUGUCUUUUAAUUGUGGUAGUAGAGAGAGACAGUAGCAAGGGAAACUGGAACAUUGAAGGAUGAUGCUCUCCUCUGGUCAUAUUUUUACGACACUGCGAUGCUCUAUUGUACUGUACUGGUUUGGUGAAGGUCUGGCAGCUAGAAAGGUAGAUUUCUACGUAGAGGUAUUUGAUGCGAGGUGCUCAGAAAUUGUUUCCCUGCUUCAAGAGGUGCAUAUAGAUGAAUAUAUAUAUAUACUACUAUAAACUAUAUAUUGUUCAGUCGUGAUUUUUGUAAAAAUAAAAUUGUCUUCUAUUGUUACACCUGUAUCUCAUGAAAGAAAACUAAACAAAAGCAGCUGUUCAUGCCUACUAUUGUAGAAGAAAUGUGUAGUGUGUUGAAAAGAUGAAGUGUCAUGUAUUCCUAAAAUGUAAUGGUAUUGUACACAUUUUUGAGAAAAUUAUUUACUCUUUAAAGUGAGUUCAUACUAGGAGACCAGUUUAGUUUAUAGAAAUACUGCUUUGUAUUAAAAUGAUUUUUGAACUAUGAUACCUGAAAGCACUGGAAUGUAAGUUAUCAACAUUGCAUCAAGAAAUAAUGGAAGUACUGUAUGCAGUGAUUUUUUUAAAUCUCAAGAGACUCAUAAUUCAGAGUACAACUAUCUUGCAAUGAUUAAUCAAGUUGAAAAUAUUAACCAAAGGAAGUAAAAUGGUCAUGUAGUGAAGUAAAAUGGUCAUGUAGUGAACUCUGCAACAUUAUACUUCUUUAUUAAUUUUGUGUACAAUUUCCAAAGAACUCCUUACAAUAUCCAUACACAUAAGGAUAACAAUUACAGGUAUGUCCUUCCACUCUAGACGUUGAAACUGUCAAGGAAAGAAAAAAAUUGGUAGUUAACUGAGAAGUUAAAUUCAUAACAUAGUCAUUUUAGUUCCAUGCAAUGGUAACUGCAACCUUCAGUUGAGUUCCAAAACAUUUAUAUGUAAAAGUCUGUGAAAGGUAGCAUGUCUCAUAUAUUUUGUAGUGACAACUUCAUUAACUGAUCAGUGAAUCUGUCAAAUCAAAGGAAGUAUAAAGUUCUCAAGGAAGUAUAAAUUUCUCACAGAAUUUAAGAAGUUAAAAAUGUCUGAUGUGCACCACUUGUGUUGCACUGUCAAGUUUUGUAGUUCAUGAAUGUAGAGGGUAUAUCCUUUCAUGUUCAAGUACUCAAGUUCAAGUUGCUUAACAUAUAUUUAGGAUUAGUUUGUCAAUACUAACCAUAUUUAAUAAUGUGAGCUGAGUGACAAUAUACCUUAGAAACUUUUCAUUUUAAACACUGCCAGUUAAAGAAAUAUUUUGAAUACUGUACUCUGUACGUUGAUUAUUUCAUGAUAAUUUACACAUUGGUGCUUCAUUUUCUACUGUAUUACAGAAUUAACUUCAAAACCUUUCAUUUUUGUGUUCAGUAACAACUUGUAUAUUUGUAAUGUUCUAUUAUCAUAGUGUAUUUUAGGGUUGUGAUAUCUCUUAAAAGUAGCUAUUCAUAACAGUAGUCUACUUUGUUUAAACUUGGUUACGUUACUGUUACAUUUCAGAUCCUUUUUGAUAAUUUCAGAUUUUUUUACCAUUUUUGUAGCUUUUGUUUUUUCUUUAUAAUUACAAAAAUUUUGUUGACCACUUUCCCAAUGCUGAAAGUAUAAGAUGCUCAAAGAACACCGUAAUACUGAUAUAGGAGCCUGAGACUUCAUAAUACUGAAAUUUCAAAUAACUUAGGUUGUAACUCAGGAAUGUUUAUUAUCACCAAAGAAUGAAAACAGAAUUCAAUAAUUGUACUUUAUAUGAAUUUAAUGUUGUAUGCUUUUUUGUGUUCUUACAAUAUACGAACCUUUGUUGUUAUGCUUGCACCAACAUGCUUCUUGAAGGAUGGAAGAACUGUGAACCAGAUACAGUGUACAUUAGUUGCUAAAACUAACUAAGCAGUGGCUGGGAAUGAGGGAUAUGUUAACCACCCAACCUGACGUGACUCUUCAUGAGUCAUAGUCAUUACAUUGACUUUCCUUCAAUUUUUUUUUUGAAGGAAAUUUGUAUCAAUUGCCAUCUUGGCCAUUUUUGGCCAGUGAUGAGUGAGAUCUUAGCCUCCCAACUUGACACGAGUGGCAGCAACCUUACACAAGUCAAACCCAUUCAUUCCCUCAGCUUUUUCUUCUCAAGGAAACUUACAUAUAUCAAUUGUCCCUUUUCUUGGAUAUUGUUGGUGUGGUACACAUUUAUGGAAACCAGUCAAACUUCUGCUGGUGCCAAGUGAGAUCUUAAGACUCCUAACUCACCAGUCAAACUUCUUAAAUUCCUUCAACUUUCUGUUUGAAGGGAACUUGUACCAACUGAUGCAAGUUUACAGAGAUCAGUCAAGACUCUGCCAGCUGUGCUCGAGCUUCAAGUAAUGACUUGACAUUCUUUAGUAUCAUUUUAAGGCACCAUCCUUGGAACCAGAUGCGAGAUGUUUGAGUUUGCUGAUUUAAUUUCCUUCUACAUUAUACGAUCAUCACAAAUAAGUGCAUUAUAUAGAAUGUGAGGUUAUUUUUCUGGCAUAUUUCUCCCCAUUCACAAACAGUGCACAUGUUGUCAGUAAAACUUUUUUUUAGACCACUUUCACCACAUAUGUGGUGUCCUUGGUAUAUCUUUGAGAUGGGUAAGGGUACCUGGACUUUCCUAUUGGCUUCAGAUGGUUGCUGUUAACAAGCAACAUAUUCUGUUAACAAGCAACAUAUUAUAGGGGUCAGGAAUUUUCUGAAUAGGAUGUAUACCAGGAGUUAAUCAUAGUUUAUGUUUGGAACCAAAGCAGGUGAAUUUACAUCAGCUGGGAGUGGAAUGGUGCAGUCUGGACCCCUCAAUUAUUGUUCCAGUUGGAGAAUUGGCUGUGUUAGCCAGCAACAAUCAUACUUUUGUUCUGACUGGAAGUAUGGAAAACUCAUCUAAUUACAGUACUAAUGGACUGUAUUUUAACUAGUAUGCACAAGUAUGUACUCUAGUUGGCUGGUUAAGAAAAAGCCACUUUAUACAAGAAAAAUUUAAGGUGAGUACAUAAAAAACAGGAGCUUUUGACAUUCACUAAGGUCCUCUUCAGCUGUACUGAGAAAAAAUCACAAAGUUUACAGACAUAAAAGUACAAAUACCAAAUUUUUAAAAGUGGCAAUUAAAAUGGAAACUGUCAGUCUGGGGGUUUUCCUUGAGCAUCAUCAUUUCUUGAAGGAGUCUUCUUCUUAUUGUAUAGUUAAUUAAGUUGUUUGCUGGCCAAUUGUAUUUAGAUUAGCUGUCAGGCAUAUUAACUGGUGAAUAAUAUCUUCGGAGGUGAAGGCCUUGUGUCAUUGGAAAAUAUCCAACUGUCUGAUGAGUGCUCCCGCUACUAUUCUUUUAUUAGUAUUAUGUGACUUGCGGAUAAUCUUUGCCUUUUCUUAACCAUAUGUGACUUGCAGAUAAUCUUUGCCUUUUCUUAACCAUUUAAGACAAACAUGAAUAUGUUUCCUCAUCACUGAACUUUUUAGUUGUUACUGAUGUUUCAACUCUGUGGGUUGGUUUUAGUUUGUACUGAUGUUUCAACUCUGUGGGUUGGUUUUAGUUGGUACUGAUGUUUCAACUCUGUGGGUUGGUUAUGAUCGAUGCUGGUUAGGAUCAAUGCUGGUUUACAUCAUGUGGCAAUAUCCACUUGCUAGGCUACAGCCUUAGUCUUGAAUGUAGGUAUGCCUAGUUGGUACUUUUGUUUCAACUCUGUGGGUUGCCUAGAAUCAAUGCUGCUUUACAUCAUGUGGCAAUUCAAUGAAUGCCAUCGAAUCCACUUACUAGGCUUCAGCCUUGGUCUUGAAUAUAGGUCUGCCUGAAGUGUUGGUUCUGCCUUUGAAGUCAAGUACUAGAAUGCCUGAAAACACAGAAUGCUAAACUACUUUGGGAGCUUCUGCUUAAUUAAUAUAAUACAGUUUUGACGAGUGGCUCAGUACAUAAUAUCCUUUUCAUCACCUGGGAACAGAUCUUGGGCAACCAGCUGAUGUUAACAUUAUGGAUGCCUGGCUUUGCCAAAGAACUGAGAGCCCCAUUUCUUCCUGCAGAUUGUGUUCCACAGAAAAGAUUAAAAUUCCUAUAGACCUUUUCCACUGUUUUGGUAUAAUUAAGUAAGAUACUGACCAGUUUCUUCUUCAUACGUACUUUAUUGAUAGGCAUGGACUUACUAGUUUAGAAAUUAUGCCUUUGUCCUUGGCUACAUUGAGUGUGAUAACACGGUAUAAGCACUGCCUCAAUAUUGUCACAAGUUCUCUAUAAUCUCAAAUGGAUAGGAAUUGGUUUCAGGUGGCCAAAGGGGUGGAAGAAUAUACCUGUAGCUAUGAUGGAUGAUUGUCAUCACUUGAAAGCUUACAGUUAGCCUUCCAAAUAUUAACUGUAUGGAGUUGUGGUCUUUAACAAGCCCAGGAUUUAUUGAACAUGUCAGAAGGGACAUGGCUUCAUAUCUUGAAAAGCAAUGCCAAGGUGAAAGUUCAUGUAUUCUAACUUUCCUGUGCCCAGCAUCAUCUGGAGCAUAUACUACAUUGGUCCUUAUUCUAGACUAAUUUGGUGCUGUACCCAUUGUCACAAAUCCAGUUCUUAAGGAUACUGGGGAAUAUUAAAUAUCUUCUAGAGGGGGUUCAUCCUAUCAAUUUUCUUCAAGUCUGAUUAGGUGCAGUAACCAUUAUCACAAAUCUAUUUCUUGCUGAGCAGUGAAGUACAAUGUGGCAGCUUCCUCAUCAGAUAACAUUUUGAAUGGCUGUGAUAACAUAAUCAUUAUCACAAACUUAAUUACUCUAGGGCACUGAAGAACAACUUAGCAACUUCAUCAGUUUUUCUCUACAGUAACAUCACACAUGAGGCUUGCAAGAAAAGUUCCUUUCUAAUCUGGUCCCACAACUUGACAGUUCAGGUGUAUGAACCAAAUGUUAAGCCUUUGUUGUAAACAUUUGUAGGAUAUGCUGGCUUGCCUUUACCUGUACAAACAAUCUAGUUAAUAGGAGCUUCUGGGUAACAUUUCUACACAAACCUCUUCACAGCCAAAGAUACUUGAGACUAAUGAACCAUGGUUAUUGCAAUCUGGGAAACCUGCUGGCUCACUACUCCCUUCACAUCCGUAGCCCAUAUGAAUUGGGUGUAAAGUCACUGGCUGGGGCACUGACAUCUUGGUUAUCCUCUAGUUGCAAUCUAUAUAAACAGCCUCCUCACCUUGUGGAUAACAAUAAGUAGGUACUCACUUGACUAUUAAACGUGAGUGUCCUAGCAAUAAUAUUGGCAUUUGGCCCUUCAUUGCUCAGCUUCUUAAUAAAGAACCAAUCUCUUAUGUUUCUUUGACCUAACUGCACUACACUUGCCAGAAAUUUUCUCAAAGUUAACAGCACUCAUAUAGUCAUAUUGAUAUGUACAUUUAAUUACUUGGAGACUCGCAACCCACUGGAAAUUGUCCAAAGUUCCUCAAGAAUAGUCAUUGAGGGAUUUAGCAAGUUUCUUUUUCAUUUGUUCACUUGAGAAUGAGUCCACAACUGUGCAAGUGCUGAAAAAAAACACAAUACGUAAUCCUAUCACACCCAACAAGUGGGAUACCUAUCUGAUCUUCCAACACUGAAAUAAAAGUACUAAUGUCCUUUACUUGAGCAAUUUUGCAAGUAUACAUAGUGUGUUCUAUAUGAAGCAAAUUAUAAAUUAUGUAUCUUAAGGCACAGGUAUUUUAUGUAUUAAAGGCAUUGCAAUUUUGAAUAACUUCUGUUGCUUAAGUCAAAAUGGUAGUACCAUUACAAAUAGUGAAAUCUUGGAAAAGCUGUUAGUGAUACACAAAUAAUCAACAAUGAGAUAAGGUUACACAAACACGUUCAGAUAAAGUUUAUCACCAAAAUAAAAUACUCAUACAUUUGCUAAUUGUUUUGCUUUACUGUUUAUCUGUAUCACAUGCAUGUAUACUUUUUAAUAAGACUGCACAGACACUUCUGAUCACAUUAAUUGUACUCUACACUCACAUAUACACAGAGUAGUGCCACUCUUUUUCUCUACUGUAUCUUUAUAUCAAAUGCAUGUAAAAGAUAUCACAUGCAUGUAUGGACUUCUCCUAAGGCUGCAUCAAUAACUGUAACUCUACUGCUGUACUUUCCAUCACACUAACUGCACUAGGAAACCCUGAAUUGAAUGCUGAUAAUAUUCAGAGUUAGUUAUAAUUGAACACUGCGGCCAAGAGUAAGCAUGAAUCAGCUCAUUUUGUCAAAUGUACUUGUCUAAUAAUACUGUGUUGUAAAUAGUUUCUAGUUUCACAAUUCAUUCUGUUGACAUUUGAGGCUUUUUAAUUGUUGUAGUAAAUAGAUUUUAACAACCGAUCAGUAUUUAAGUAUUUGUAUUAAUGUGUUUAUAUUGACUUUUACAGUGAAUUUAUAUUAUGUAUGAUGUCUUCAAUAAAUAAUGAAAAUUAA
Molecule: messenger RNA, 12161 nt
Organism: Macrobrachium nipponense
Lineage: Eukaryota; Metazoa; Arthropoda; Malacostraca; Decapoda; Palaemonidae
Product: protein enabled homolog
Exons: 6
Coding region: 752-2173 (473 amino acids)
Source: RefSeq, a predicted model, not a curated record